Messenger RNA from Peniophora sp. CBMAI 1063, 615 nucleotides. The record is from the annotation of a GenBank genome assembly. NCBI's taxonomy places the organism in Eukaryota, Fungi, Basidiomycota, Agaricomycetes, Russulales, Peniophoraceae.
AUGGCCAAUAUCCAGUACCCCUCUCUCUCUGAAUCCAAUGCGAAUAAACCAAUCUUACCCCGUACCUUGCGCAGGCGCGAAGCCGGCUGGGAUUCGACUAUGUUCUCUACCAACCUUGUCGUGUUCCACGUCCCGAGCGACGGCGCUGCCCAUUGGACGCAUGUCAACGUCGUCCAUUUCAACGUAGACGACGGAAAGACCAUGGUCCUUUGGCGCCAGUUCUGGGAAGACAGAGCUCGCACGGCCUACGUAACUUUGCCGAACGGGCGCAAGUACCUCGUUCUGGUGCCAUACAAUCGCGACGGUUAUCAGUUUUCUACUGCCGUCGAAGAAAAACUCGGCUUUAGAUGGCGCGGGGAGAUGCUGGUCUUCGCUUGCAGUAUGUCCACAGGCCUUCUUGUCAAUAUGCGAACGUGGCAGGAUGACAAGGUCCGCGCAUGGUCGGUUGUCAGUCGGUACAUAACCGGUGAUGUGGACAGGGAAGGAAGCGGAUCGGACUCUGACUCUGACGCGGAAUCGACCGGUUACACCGAUUUGCCGGGUCUCGUUCCCAUUUCCGACGAGGAGAUGUCCGAUGUCGAUGAUGUGUCCGACGUCGACGAGGAGGGAUCUUAA